This is a messenger RNA of Ochotona curzoniae (black-lipped pika), 4503 nucleotides long. RefSeq names its product dishevelled segment polarity protein 3 (gene DVL3). The transcript has 15 exons. The record is from RefSeq and is a predicted model, not a curated record. Gene Ontology annotation, biological process: intracellular signal transduction; canonical Wnt signaling pathway. Gene Ontology annotation, cellular component: cytosol. Lineage: Eukaryota; Metazoa; Chordata; Mammalia; Lagomorpha; Ochotonidae. Gene Ontology annotation, molecular function: frizzled binding. Bases 37 to 2184 code for a protein of 715 amino acids.
AGGCCGCGCGCGGGCCGCCGGGCCCGAGCCGGGGCCAUGGGCGAGACCAAGAUCAUCUACCACCUGGAUGGGCAGGAGACACCGUACCUGGUGAAGCUGCCCCUGCCCGCCGAGCGCGUCACCUUGGCGGACUUUAAGGGCGUCCUGCAGCGGCCCAGCUAUAAGUUCUUCUUCAAGUCUAUGGACGAUGAUUUCGGGGUGGUGAAGGAAGAGAUCUCAGACGACAAUGCCAAGCUACCCUGCUUCAAUGGCCGCGUGGUGUCCUGGCUGGUGUCAGCUGAGGGCUCACACCCAGAACCUGCCCCCUUCUGUGCUGACAACCCAGCAGAGCUGCCACCACCUAUGGAGCGCACCGGAGGCAUCGGGGACUCACGACCUCCAUCCUUCCACCCUCAUGCAGGUGGGGGCAGCCAGGAGAACCUGGACAAUGACACCGAGACGGACUCUUUGGUGUCCACCCAGCGGGAACGGCCACGCCGGAGGGAUGGUCCAGAGCAUGCCCGGCUGAAUGGAACUGCCAAGGGGGAGCGGCGGCGGGAGGCCGGGGGUUAUGAUAGCUCCUCUACCCUCAUGAGCAGCGAGUUGGAGACCACCAGCUUCUUUGACUCAGAUGAGGAUGAUUCCACUAGCAGGUUCAGCAGCUCCACAGAGCAGAGCAGUGCCUCGCGCCUAAUGAGAAGACACAAGCGCCGACGGCGGAAGCAGAAGGUCUCCCGGAUUGAGCGGUCCUCCUCCUUCAGCAGCAUCACUGAUUCCACCAUGUCGCUGAACAUCAUCACUGUCACCCUCAACAUGGAAAAGUACAACUUCCUGGGCAUUUCCAUUGUGGGCCAAAGCAAUGAACGUGGUGAUGGAGGUAUCUACAUUGGCUCCAUCAUGAAGGGCGGAGCCGUGGCAGCUGAUGGACGCAUUGAGCCUGGAGAUAUGCUGUUACAGGUAAACGAGAUCAACUUUGAGAACAUGAGUAAUGAUGAUGCAGUCCGGGUGCUGCGGGAGAUUGUGCACAAACCAGGGCCUAUCACCCUGACCGUAGCCAAGUGCUGGGACCCAAGUCCACGUGGUUGCUUCACGUUGCCCAGGAGCGAACCCAUCCGGCCCAUUGACCCUGCAGCCUGGGUCUCCCACACUGCAGCCAUGACCGGCACCUUCCCCGCCUACGGCAUGAGCCCCUCCCUGAGCACCAUCACCUCCACCAGCUCCUCCAUCACCAGCUCCAUCCCUGACACAGAGCGCCUAGAUGACUUUCACCUGUCCAUCCACAGUGACAUGGCUGCCAUCGUAAAAGCUAUGGCCUCUCCUGAGUCAGGGUUGGAGGUUCGUGACCGCAUGUGGCUCAAGAUUACCAUCCCCAAUGCUUUUAUCGGCUCAGAUGUGGUAGACUGGCUGUACCACAACGUGGAAGGCUUCACUGACCGGCGGGAGGCCCGCAAAUAUGCCAGCAACCUGCUGAAAGCCGGCUUCAUUCGCCACACUGUCAACAAGAUCACCUUCUCCGAGCAGUGCUACUAUAUCUUCGGAGACCUCUGUGGCAACAUGGCUAACCUAUCCCUACACGAUCAUGAUGGCUCCAGCGGUGCUUCAGAUCAGGACACGCUGGCCCCCCUGCCACAUCCUGGGGCCGCCCCUUGGCCCAUGGCUUUCCCUUACCAGUACCCACCACCCCCACACCCCUACAACCCGCACCCUGGCUUCCCAGAACUGGGCUACAGCUACGGCGGGGGCAGUGCCAGCAGUCAGCACAGUGAAGGCAGUCGGAGCAGUGGCUCCAACCGCAGUGGCAGCGAUCGGAGAAAGGAAAAGGACCCGAAGGCCGGGGACUCCAAAUCGGGCGGCAGCGGCAGUGAAUCAGACCACACUACCCGCAGCAGCCUUCGUGGGCCGCGAGAGAGGGCCCCCAGUGAGCGCUCAGGCCCGGCGGCCAGCGAGCACAGCCACCGGAGCCACCACUCACUGGCCAGCAGCCUGCGCAGCCACCACACGCACCCGAGCUACGGCCCUCCUGGAGUGCCACCACUCUAUGGGCCUCCCAUGCUGAUGAUGCCUCCGCCGCCUGCAGCCUUGGGGCCCCCUGGAGCACCCCCGGGCCGUGACCUUGCUUCGGUGCCCCCUGAACUGACCGCCAGCAGACAGUCCUUCCGCAUGGCCAUGGGAAACCCCAGUGAGUUCUUCGUGGAUGUGAUGUGAGCAGGCUCCCCCAUCCCCUGUUCCGUCCCACCCCAUUCCCGAGCCGGUCAGUCCCCCCCCAUCCGUCCGUCAGUCUUUUUUACUGUGUCUGGUACCUAAAAGGGAAAUAAACAAAACUAAACCGAGGCGCACUAACUGCUAGCUAGCUGGCGAAGUGAGGAGGGGCCCCUUCUCCACCCACUCCUCAGCCCCUAACCUGCCUCCGGCCCCAGCUUGCCUCUUUGCCCAUUAACCACUGUGCAGUUUCCUCCUUGCCCCAGAGUCUGGACUUGCUAGUGGUGUCCUGCUCUGCCCCCUAUACAGGCCAGGAGCUGAGCUGACCCUGGGGUGUCCUGUCAGUUUUCACUUAACCAUUCAUUCAGCUUCCCCUUGUUGGCACCCUGCCCCCCACUCCCUGCAUGUGUGCAGGUCUCUUGAGGGUGUCUCAUGAUACUGACACCAAAACCCGCUGCCCUUGCCUGCCCCUCCUAACUGCCCCUGCUUGCAGCCUCAGUCCUGCACCCUGUUGUCUUCAGGAGCCAUUUGUGCCAUCCCUGCUUGUAUCCAACUGGGACCACGCCUGCCCGUGUGCUAGUUUCUCCAGAGCCUAACCCCACUAACCGGCAGGCUCUUCUCACUCAUGGGCCUGAAAUAUUUCUUUUCUCUCUUUUUUUUUCUUCCCCCACUUUUUCCUGGGCCUGGAGCAGCCAAGAAUUUCGGGCUCUUUGACUUUCUGUGAGCCCCGAGGGGAGGCCCAGCCUCUGAGGAGACCAGGAGCCCUGCUUCAGCAGCACCUCAGGGCUUCCCAAGGAUGUUCAGCCCCCACACCCAUACCACAUUAGGUCCCUGGGCUUCUGGGGAGGGCCCUAGGCUUGCCCCACACAGGUCAGAGUGCCCCCUCUCAAGAGAACACACUGUAUCUCUACACACACACACACCCCACACACACACAUGUGCACCUAUGCAAGUUUGCUCACACUCAGGGCUGGUCCCUGCAGAAAGGGCUGGACCCUCUCCUUUACCCUUAGUCAUUUCCCAGGUUAUGGGGCUGGUCCCCUGUCUUCCCUCUCCUCUUCCUUUUAACACUUUUAGUCUCAGACACACACACAUACACACGGCCAGCAUUGUUCCACCUGGAUAAAGCCUGCAAGCUGAGCUCAUCAAAGGACUCCCCACGACUGAUAGGCCAUUUGUGGGCCCACAAGACACUACAUUCAUGACACCCCAGAGCACAGCCGCAAGGGCCUAGAGGCCAGCUUUAGACAGGGGUCUUCUGGGACUUGCAGACAUAGUGCCAGGUUUUCUUACUUUUUACCUCAUUCUCUUUAUACAGAUCAGGCCUUCUCUCUUUAAGCCUCUGUGAUAAAUCCUGGCUCCUUCAAGUUCCCAUAUUUUCAGGGCUGGGGUGUCAAGAGUAAGAUGAGAUCAUUCGCUCUAAGCUUUGGAGCUAACCAAGGUAGGGCUGUUAGCAUUGAUUUCUCCAACAAACACUUCCUGGAGUUCUGCUGGGCAAAGGCUGUCUUUGUUGAAAUUUGACUCAGUCUUGCCUGCUCCCUGGGAGUUCUGGGUUUACUCCCUCCUUAGACCACGGCUUCCUCUAGCCAUCACCACAGAGCUGUUUGCUCUACUUGCUUCCACUCUUGCUCAUGACAGUGUCAAUGCUUCAAUUACUCCAUCCUUUGGUGCACUUCUCUUUCUCUAUUACUCUCCAAACGGUGUCCUCCAUCUUGACAUCUUCAGUGCUGCUGACAUGCUGGGAAUUUACCACCUAUGUUGCUCCAACCCCAACUUUUCCCCAGUCUCAGCAGAGUAUUUUUUAUGAAGACCUGGACAGUCUCAUGGACCUGUCUACAUGAACUCAACUCAUGCCUCCCUCCUUCCCCUCCGCGCCGAUCAAAUGUGUUCCUCCUGCAUUCCAGUGCUGAUCACCUGCAUCGUGACCUGCAUAGGUUCACUGACUAGGAACAUUUAUGGGCUUAAGUUCCACUCCCCCCCCCCUUUUUUUUUUUUCAUAUCUUACAAGUCAUCAUACCAUAUCCACUGCAUCCAACAGCCUUUUUGGAAUUUGGCUUUUCUUUCCCCUCUGCCUCUACUUUAGUUCACUAGAGUGUGGGAUUUGGACUGGGGUUGUUCUGAGUCUGAAUUCUAGCUCUGAUCCUUUCUGAUUUUGUGAUAGGAGAGUUAUCUAACCUCUCUGAGCCUUGGCUCCCUCCUAUGUAAAAUGAUAAUAAUACCUACCUCACAGGGUUGUUGUGAGGAUUGAAAUUAGAAAAUUGUACGAAAAGUGCCUAGCACAGUGCCUGGCACAGACUAGAGUAGGUGCUCAAUAAAUGGUAGCUA